This is a messenger RNA of Heterobilharzia americana, 1479 nucleotides long. The record is from the annotation of a GenBank genome assembly. NCBI's taxonomy places the organism in Eukaryota, Metazoa, Platyhelminthes, Trematoda, Strigeidida, Schistosomatidae.
GUGGGCGCCGUGGAGCGUGUUCAAAGUAUAAACCUGCUUUCAAGGUCGGCGCCUGUAGUACUUAUGAAGAUGACAUCUAAUAAGACCAGCUUGUGUCCAGGAAUAUGUUGGUCAGUAGUAUGGCUCCUUAUCUGGUUUCUUGCUUGGCCGAUGGCAUUUAUUUUAGCCAUUAUCGAAGUAUUCUUAAUACCUUUCUGCGUUUGUUUUGAAAAAGCCAAAACAGCAUGUGAAUUUAUUGAUAGAAUAUACAAGGUAUUUGCAUUCGAUCCGAUAGAUAAUGCUCGAUAUAUGCGCCCUUUAUUAUACAAUCCUGGAAUACCUGUUCCUUCAUCAGAUCCAGAUGCGCCUCAAUUUGUUUAACAAUGAAGAAAAAUAAAGGAAAGUAAUACCAUCUCUUGUUUGACUUGCUAAAAUACCUCGUCAAUGUUUAUUAAAUAAUAUUCAUUUAAAGCUUUUUCUUCUUUUUGAGUUUAUUUGUUUUCAUUGCCCAUAUUUUGUGUUGGUAUGUGUGUGUAUAUCCUUGUGUACUUUUGUUCUAUUGUCGUGUACUAACCCUACCACGAAACAUGUCGAUAUAUUUUAAGAAUUCUGUCUACGAAUUCAUUCUUUUUGGCUUUAGUCAUACUGGGGCUCUUCUGUUGUAUUCAAUGUCAUCUUUUGGCCUUUUCAUUGCACAUAUAUACAUAUAUUCACAAUUCGCCUUACUUUUUUUUUAAAUUAAAAAAUAUCUAAUAAGUGCGCUUUAUUUGACUGUUUUCAAUGUUGCAUUUCAGUACUUUCUGUUGUAAAUGCGAUGUGUUUCGCCUGUCUUUCGCUCUCUUGCGCGCACGCUUACAGUAAAGCAAGUAAGGUUGUCCGUCAAAAAUCGACUAUUUCUGUGUGUUUGUUGCUUUGUAUGACAUCCUAUGAUAACUUGUUGUUGGCGCUUGGGUAUUGUCCAUGAGAAGUAAUAACCAACUCUUGUUACAGAUAUAUCAACACCUGCGUAUACGUCAACGCCUUUAUCGUGUCAUAUAUAUUUUGUCUACAUCGUGACCAUUCUACACUGUAUAUUCAACUUGUCUCACAUGCUAUCUAUUGUCGACUAACUAUCAACCAUUCAAUGACUCUUACUUUUUGCUUCAUUUCAACCAAUCAUUUUGAGCCAAUUUGAGUAUAUAGUUCAAUUGUGUUUAAAUAUUUUUGUCGUCGAACACUGGAUAUUUGAUAUUGGUCACACUUGAUAGAUCGUUUGUUUACUGUUUGUUCUUCAAGGUGUCUACUCUUUCCUUCUCCGUGUAUCUUUGUGGACUGUAUGUAUCAUUUAUAUUUCAGGGUAACAUGUGUGACAUUUUCAUCAAUAAAGCACCAAUCUUUCUUAUGUAAAUCAUCAUCAUCAUCAUGAUGAUGAUGAUGAUGAUGAUUUUUUCGUAUAUGCAAUCACACUAUGAGCUGAUAUAUACACAUGUAUAUUUAUAAAUUCAAUAGCUAUGCGUGUAA